Messenger RNA from Micropterus salmoides (largemouth bass), 1182 nucleotides. RefSeq lists its product as uncharacterized. NCBI's taxonomy places the organism in Eukaryota, Metazoa, Chordata, Actinopteri, Centrarchiformes, Centrarchidae. The record is from RefSeq and is a predicted model, not a curated record. Bases 26 to 907 code for a protein of 293 amino acids. The transcript has 7 exons.
CAAUGUGAGGUGAACAUGCUUCAUCAUGAUGCCAUAUAUCCUACAGACUGUGUUUACUUGGACAUAUAAGGGAAUACUGUGCACCUGCAGGUUCCUUUGGAUAUGCCCAUACAAUGCAAUACAAUUCUUGCCAAGGGAACAACAUGUUACAGAGGACACAAGCCGCCAGCAUAGACAACUUGUGGGUUCUGAAAGUAAGGGGAUUGGAGCCAUACCAGGUAGCCCAGACCGUACAACUGCCCUUCAUAAAAGACUAACCAAAACCGAGAAAGACAUACUGUCACUCAAGACCAGGAUCGCCUGUGAGAGAGCAUCAUGGGAGAGGAGAUUUGCAGAACUGCAAAGAAAACAGGAAGAGCUACAUAAUCAGCUUGCCUCCCAGGCUGGAGCGUUGGUGAAAGAGGACACAUAUGAUGACCAGGGAGAGACAGGAGUGGACAAUGGAGAAGUACUUGAGAAGUGUUCAAGUGGUCUCUCAAGAAUGAUACGCAAAGGGUUAAAGGGGUCAUCAAGAGAAGAAACAUAUACAAGCAGUUUGUCAGGCAGCCAGUUAUCCUCAUCAUUUGCACUGAGCUCAAGACCUGGCUCCUCCUCAUCUUCAGCCACCAGUGUGAGGUCACGGAGGACGUCCCAAGGGCCUCACCGGGUUUUUGUUCCUCACUCCCCCAUGGACCUUGAACUGGGUCACCGGGUCAGGAUCAUGCUGCCGUAUGGACGGAUCAGCACAGGAACUAUUCGUUUCCUUGGCCACCUGCAGGGGGAGGCAGAUCUCCACCUUGGGGUGGAGCUGCAGACACCUGAUCAUGGGCUGCAUGAUGGCAGCCACAAGGGAUACCACUACUUUGAAUGCAAGCCCGGCUAUGGUGCCUUUGUACCAUUCCACAAACUACUGAUGGCCUGGGAAUGACACUAUUAUGUAAAGCUUCAAAUUCAAUCAAAUCAAGUUCAUUGUCACAUCCACAGUCAUACACAGUACAACACCUUCUUCAAAGCAUUGGCACUAACAGGAUAAUUACCCUAACAUAUAUGUUUAUGAUGAUCCCGAAAAGAUGCAUGGAAAGACAGCCAGAUGAAUGCAGAACAGUAGUUAAGGCCAUGGAUUUAGACCUUUUUAUAAUGAGAUACAUCUCUGAAUCAAAGUACAUACAUAAAAGGUAUGUUUGUCAUGUGUGUUUUGUCUGU